Molecule: messenger RNA, 1351 nt
Organism: Pan troglodytes (chimpanzee)
Lineage: Eukaryota; Metazoa; Chordata; Mammalia; Primates; Hominidae
Product: spermine synthase-like
Exons: 1
Coding region: 14-448 (144 amino acids)
Biological process (GO): spermine biosynthetic process
Molecular function (GO): spermine synthase activity
Source: RefSeq, a predicted model, not a curated record
GCCUCGCCUCACUAUGGCAGCAGCAUGGCACAGCAUCCUCGACUUCACACUUGGCGCCAAAGCUGAUGGUGAGACUGUUCUAAAAGGCCUCCAGUCCAUUUUCCAGGAGCAGGGGAUGGCAGAGUCGGUGCACACCUGGCAGGACCAUGGCUAUUUAGCAACCUACACAAAAAAGAACGGCAGCUUUGCCAAUUUGAGAAUUUACCCACAUGGAUUGGUGUUGCUGGACCUUCAGAGUUAUGAUGGUGAUGUGCAAGGCAAAGAAGAGAUCGACAGUAUUUUGAACAAAGUAGAAGAAAGAAUGAAAGAAUUGAGUCAGGACAGUACUGGGUGGGUGAAACGAUUACCACCCAUAGUGCGAGGAGGAGCCAUUGACAGAUAUUGGCUCACCGCCGAUGGGCGCCUGGUUGAAUAUGACAUAGAUGAAGUGGUAUAUGACGAAGAUUAAUCUUGUCAAAAUAUAAAAAUUCUACACUCGAAGCAGUUUGGAAAUAUUCUCAUCCUUAGUGGGGAUGUUAAUUUGGCAGAGAGUGAUUUGGCAUAUACCCGGGCCAUCAUGGGCAGUGGCGAAGAAGAUUACACUGGCAAAGAUGUACUCAUUCUGGGAGGUGGAGAUGGAGGCAUAUUGUGUGAAAUAGUCAAACUAAAACCAAAGAUGGUCACUAUGGUAGAGAUUGACCAAAUGGUGAUUGAUGGGUGUAAGAAAUACAUGCAAAAAACGUGUGGCGAUGUCUUAGACAAUCUUAAAGGAGACUGCUCUCAGGUUCUAAUAGAAGACUGUGUUCCGGUACUGAAGAGGUACACCAAAGAAGGGAGAUAAUUUGAUUAUGUGAUUAAUGAUUUGACAGCUGUUCCAAUCUCCACUUCUCCAGAAGAAGAUUCCACAUGGGAGUUUCUCAGACUGAUUUUUGACCUCUCAAUGAAAGUGUUGAAACAGGAUGGGAAAUAUUUUACACAGGGGAACUGUGUCAGUCUGACAGAAGCGCUGUCGCUCUAUGAAGAACAGCUGGGGCGCCUGUAUUGUCCUGUGGAAUUUUCAAAGGAGAUUCUCUGUGUCCCUUCAUACUUGGAAUCGUGGGUAUUUUACACUGUUUGGAAGAAAGCUAAACCCUGACGAUCAAUAGCCCCUAAUCACAUGUGCUGCAAAUAGCCUUCCUGACCUCCAUAUACUGUACAUGACAUUGAAAUGAGUCAGGCAAUUGAUUGUGAAUUCCUUAAAGUUUUCCUUUUUUUAAUAAUUAUUUUUAAUUUAAAAAAGCAAACGGAAAAUGUAUAUUUUGAUGAGUUUAGGGUGUUAUUUUUUUUGAAAGUCAGAUGAAGGAUGGUUAGACAGCACAGCGAAGACUGCUAA